Molecule: messenger RNA, 2043 nt
Organism: Caenorhabditis angaria
Lineage: Eukaryota; Metazoa; Nematoda; Chromadorea; Rhabditida; Rhabditidae
Source: the annotation of a GenBank genome assembly
AUGCUUCGUCGAAGUUUGCCUCAAAGCUUGAAAUGCUGGAAAUUUCGCAAAUAUUCGACGGCCGCAAUUGAAACUACGCAAGAAGGAAAAAUAAAGUGAGUUUUGCGGAUUUUUUGUGAGAAUGAUGAAACAACAUUGAUUUUUAUUUAGAACAAAAUUCUGGUCAAUCGUCGAUCAAUAUGAAGAUUUUAUUGGUGUAAAAGCGGUGAGAGAAGCGCAAGAUGAAGUUAUGAAGGUUGGUUUGGUUUUUUCAUUAAAAUUAAAUCUAAAAUUAUAAAACACAAUACCAGUUUUCAUUCAGUGGGAGCAGAAAUUGAGUGCAGCACAAAUGUUGAGACGCGAAAAACAGGCGGAAAUCAACAACAUUCAAUCGCGUCUCAAAGAAAUCCAUUUCGAUUUGGAUCGAACGAGCAGAGGAGAAGAUCAGUGAGUUCUUGAGGUGGUUUCUCUGUGAAUUCUAUGGACGGUUUUAGGUAUUUGCAAUUGCUCACUGAAGAACAUCAGAUUAUAAAGAAGGAAAGGGAAUUGUUGGCAUCGUUUGAAGGAAUGGAAACGGCUGAAAGGGAGACUUUUCAUCAAUUGUCGAAUCGGUGAGUUAUUCUAACUUUUUGGGGAGAAAAAAACUGGGGUAAAGCUUGGUUUUUUAACCCCAUAAUCAUAAAAUAAUCAAAAAAAUUUUUUGAAUUUGAGGAGUUAUUAUCGAAAAGCUCAUCGGUACCACGCGCUCCACCGAAAUAAACACGCAACGCAGACCGCGUCGCGCACAACACACACAAAUAAGGGAACGAUUCAAAUUCCCUCCUUUUUUGUGUGUGUUGUGGCGCGGCGCGGUCUGCGUUGCGUGUUUAUUUCGGUGGAGCGCGUGGUACCGAUUAGAUUUUCGAUAACAGAAAUUCUUUCUUCAAGUACGGUAUUCCUCUACGUCACUAACAUCGCUUCGAGACCAACCCAUUAGGGCAGAGAAACAAAGUCAUAUGGGUCUCGCAGCGAUUGGUAGAAACACCGUACUUGGAUUUGAAUUUCUAGACUAUUUUUUUGGCCAGGUUUUUUACUCCAAUAAUACAAGAAAAUUUCAUGCUUGGCUUUUUGCCCUGAAAUUUUAUUUUUGAUAAUCUUUAUUUUUCCAAAAAUGAUUCGCCAAAUAAUGUUUUUUUCCGGUCUGAUUUGUUGAUUUGACACAAUAUUUGGCUAUUCGAAAUUCUGAAAAAGAUUUUCCAAUUCUUAGAAAAAUCAAAUACAUAAUAUUAACUUCUUAGAAGUUCCUGAAAAUUCUUAAGCUGAUCUUUGAAUUUGAAUAUUAUUGAAAAACUUGCCACAGGAAAUCUUCUGAAAAUUUCUUUCAAAAACAUCUUCUGAAAGUUUAUUUUUGAAAAAUCUUCUGAAAAUCUCUAGAAGCAGGGAGAGUUCAGUGAUGUUUUGGCUGAAAAUUAGAUUCACAAGAAAUUCAACUUUCCCCAAUUUUCCAGAGUUCGAACGUCGCACGAAAAAGAGCGCGAACGAGUCGAAAAAACGAAAUGGUGGGGAGUUAGCGCUUCUCUAAUCGGUGCACUUUUGGGUAUUGUCGGAACAUCAAUCGGCAAUGAAAUUCGAAUGCGAAAAUUGAAAGAAAUGCUACCAAUUGGUGGAGCUCAAAUGUCCGAAAUGGCAAAAGCAAUCGGUGAUCAAAAUGAGCAAGUUGCUGUGUUCCUAACCGAUAUUCGAAAAGCUCUUCAAUUAGAGGCGAAAAAUGAGCGAGCUGUAGGGAAAAGUAAUGUGAGCCAAGUUCAUGAUUCGGAGAAAUUGCUGUCUGCGAUUCAAGAGGAGAAUGCGAAAUUAUUGAGAGAAAUGAAAGAGUUAUCGAGAUUAGCUAAAUUGGAAGCGGCUCUUGAAGGAGAUCCAUCAUCAGCGGUUUAUGUUGGAAGUGAUUUGGAGAAAUUGCUUGAUCAAACUGAAAAGAAUUUGGAAUCGAAAAUGAAAUUACAAACUCUUCUAACAGUUGUGUUUAUUUAUACCGCAGUUGCUGUAACUGCUCCAUGGCUCUAUGCGAUUUUCAAAGGAGGAUAA